AUGCCUUUGGCUGUUGAGGAUAAAUGUCUGGCAUUCCACGGCCCGCUGUUAUAUGCGGCCAAAAUUCUGAAAGUUCACGAUCCCGAGAAUGCGGAGGAACAGACAGUUAACGACGACAACGACAAGAACAACGAAGAGGGCGAUGAGGACGAAGUGCCCGCGAAUCUCAAGGACCAAGAGUGUUUUUAUAUCCACUACCGUGGCUGGAAGUCGUCCUGGGACGAAUGGGUCGGACUCGACAGGAUUCGCGAGUACACAGACGAAAACCUCGAAUACAAACGACAGCUCGUCGAGCAGGCCAAAGACGCCCGGCAGGCCAAGAAAAAGGCUCCAUCUAAACCUCGCAAACCCGUGGAGCCUCGCAAACGUAAAAACGUACCGGGUUCUGCUCCAGACGAGACAGGAAACCCGACACAGCCCUCGGGACCGCGCAUCGUGAUCCACAUAUCGCAGCAACUGAAAGCCGUCCUGGUCGACGAUUGGGAACGCAUCACCAAGGACAAAAAACUGGUUUCUUUGCCCUGCAAACCCACUGCUGCGCAGCUGCUGGAUGAGUAUUACGAGACAGCUAGCGCCAACGAGGUCUCGCCCGUGGUGCAGUCGCAACUGCAAGAGUAUUGCAGCGGGCUCCGGCUGUACUUCGACCACUCAAUCGCCGUGAUCUUGCUGUAUCGGUUCGAACGGCUGCAGUACGCAGAUCACGUGGAAGAACCCGCAUCUACAGUCUACGGAGGUAUCCACCUGCUGCGACUGCUCACAAGUCUUCCCGAACUGAUUUCACUGACCUCGAUGGACGAAUUUGGCUGUGACGUGGUUGUGCAAGAAACUGAAAAGCUGCUAAAAUGGCUAGGCGAAAGGCCUGAGAUUUUCCAAGAGAGUGCUUACGUGAACACCAGCAGCCAAUAUGAGGGAAUGGCGCUGGGAAUGUAG
Lachancea meyersii CBS 8951 is the source of this 930-nucleotide messenger RNA. The record is from the annotation of a GenBank genome assembly. Lineage: Eukaryota; Fungi; Ascomycota; Saccharomycetes; Saccharomycetales; Saccharomycetaceae.